Molecule: messenger RNA, 1383 nt
Organism: Phalaenopsis equestris
Lineage: Eukaryota; Viridiplantae; Streptophyta; Magnoliopsida; Asparagales; Orchidaceae
Product: BAHD acyltransferase At5g47980-like
Exons: 3
Coding region: 1-1353 (450 amino acids)
Source: RefSeq, a predicted model, not a curated record
AUGGCGCGAACAGACUUACCUUCCUCAGUAGUUUCUGGUAGGGAGCGGAGAGAAAUAAUGAGAAAGAUGGGAGUUGCGACGGUCUCUGUAAGCCGCAGUCCCGUCGUUUCCUCUAGGCGAUGGUUAUGGGCGAAACCAGUCGGGGGCGUGCAUCAGCGAGGGUUUUGGGAGAGAUGGGAACUUUGGGCGAAAUCGGGAGAGGGGGAGGAUGUCGGGGAGGAAGAAAUGUACUCUCCAAUACUCCUCUGCUACUCCACCACAUCCACCACAGCUCUACAGGAACUUCCAUGGAAGCUCAAGACUUCGCUCUCAAAACAGCCGGAUGGCAUUCUACAAGUUAACUGUAACAAUGAAGGCGCAGUGUUCAUAGAAGCCUCUUCUGAAACUGAUCUCACCACCUUCCUGCUCUCCCCUCCCAUCAACCGGUUCAAAGAACUCCUUCCGGUUAAAACUAGGAUAUUCAGACACAGCGAACCUAUUCUUUUGCUGCAAUUCACUAAGUUCUUAAACGGCUAUGUGCUCGGAUUUUCGAUUUCGCAUGUAAUUGCUGAUGCUGCUUCCAUGGCUUUAUUCCUAAACUGCUGGGCGGAGACGGCACGUGGGAUUGAGGAAGAUAGAAUUGCCAUGCCUUGCUUCACUUCAGCAUCAACUCUCUUCCCACCCAAGCCUUUAACAAUCGCCUACCAGGAACCGGAGGAGCCAUUGGAAAACUCAGAACUAGUCGCAAAAAGGUUUGUUUUAUCUUCUUCUUCCAUAAAGAGGCUGAGAGAGAGUGCUUAUAAACGCAGUGACCAGAUGCGGCCAACUAGAGUUGAGGCUGUCACAACUCUUGUAAUAAGGUCUGUAAUGCGCUCAACUGCAAGUGAAGAAGUGGGAAAAGUGUUACUCUCACAACUUGUGAACUUGCGCAAAAGAUUUACAGGUUUAUCAGAUCUCUCCAUUGGCAAUCUAUGGAGUGUUGGAGUAAGCUUCAUUGAGGGAGGAGUAGGACAGGAAGAGGUGGAGAAGUUGUUGAGGGAAAGUGUGAGGGGAGUGAAUGAGGAGGGAGUGAGGAAUGGGGCUGAGAGAACGUUUGCAGGUAAGAAUGAAGGGAAGGGAGAGGGGGAUUGGAAGGGAAGAAUGAAGGAGAGGCCAUGGAUAUUUAGUAGUUGGUGUCGGAUGGGCUUUUAUAAGACUGAUUUUGGGUGGGGAGAACCAGAGUGGAUUGGGUCUGGGUUUCGGGGCAUGAAGGAUGCGUGUUUGUUGAUUGAUGGGAAGGAUGGAGAAGGGAUUGAGCUGUGGUUGGGGAUGGAGAGAGAGGAGAUGCAGAGAUUGGAGAACGAUGAGGAGUUCCUCUCCUUUGCUUGUGCUUAGAAUACAAGAGAAAAUUCAUGCAAAUGAACA